GCAGGCCUAUACCAGGACCUCUUCGCGAUGCUGCAUCGUUCAGCGGCCUGGCGUGGACUGGCGGAUUGUUUUUGCGCGGCGGCGAUCGUGAAAUUCGGGCGUGAGGCAUGUCGCAUUUGUGACGAUUGACGAUUACGCGGUAGACAGAGUGGACGCCCCGGCUCCGGGAUGUGCGACAAUUUUUGGGAGCCCCUAGCCGAGAUCUACAUCGCGGAUCGCGAGUCCACCGAUCCCGAUGAUUACAUUUACUGUCUUUGUAGCCGAAUAUUUAUCCGGAACCCUGAGGUUUAUACCGUCUUAGCUUCCGAAGAUGCCAGCGACGGGGAAGAUGCCGAUGGGGAUUACGUGGGAGAGAUGCUAGAUCUUUGCAAGGGAUCCGGAGUAGAGACACAAUCCAUAGAAAAACACGAUGAAGAACCAGUUAGCUGUUACUGCAGCGCUUCUCACACAGAUAACAAUUAUUCUACGGACGAACAUGACUCUGUACGCGAUUCGGCUCAUUGGCCCACUGCACAUUCCUUGACACAAAAAUUAGGUCUGCACCAGUCGGAUUCUGGCGCAGACUUAUCCGAAUAUCACGAUCAGCACGAGGCAAAAAGUAUACAGAAUCUUGUAGCAUCGUAUGGAAGAACUUUUCAAACUAUAGAAACGGAGGUUGAAAACAAAUACGAAAAUGUAGAUAUGACUGAGUAUAAACAUGUAUCAGAUGAUAAGGAAUCAGUGGUACAAAAUUUAUCAGACAGUACCACUAUAGUAAAUACCGAAGGACACAACAAAGAUCUCAUUACACAAUAUGAUUAUAACUCUUACGCUUAUCCCUAUUCUGCAGAUUAUGGCAGUAAUAAGAGUGCAAUGGACAUAGCGUGGGCCAAGUUUUGGGCUAAACACGGAGAGCAACUAAUCUGGGCAUCCUGGAUCGAAAAAUAUGCGGAUUAUAUCAAUCCUGAUUAUUUUCAAAAUAAUACACGCACAACAGAAGACGAAAAGUCGCAGGAUGCGGAGAUUAAUGAAGUAGCCAUAGAAAGAUAUUUUGAGCAAAAUACGUGUUUCCCAUCUCAAGCGCAUAAGAAUUGCGCACUUGCACGUUCUAACUUUGCAGGAAUUUUCAAUAAGAGUUGUUCGAGCGACAGCGAACUAAAGCCAGCAGCAAUAUCUUCUUCGAAUACUAGCUUCUCGUUCGAACAAGCGACUAGGCAAGAAGUUAAUAACAAAGAUGCAGACGAAAAUAGGAAGAAAAUUCUGAGUUUCGAGAUAUCGCUGGAAGAAGGCGAUGGUUGGAAUCCCUUAAGCCCAAUUAGUAUAGAAGAAAAUUAUAAUCAUCCUUCUAAUGCAGAAGAUGAGAGGCUAUUAAUGAGAUGUGAUUCCGUUAAUGGCUCAAUAACGAAAACGAACGCAACCUCAGAUUCCAUGACUAAUGUUACCAAAAUGACGUUAACUAGUUCCAGUUGCGAUUCCAAUUCCGCUCAUUCGUCUAGUCUCUUCACUUCCGUUACAAGUUCCAUAGAAAGCAGCAUGACUAGUAGUAGCUCCGAGCAGGAGAACGAAUUUUCAGUGGAGGAUAAUGACAAAUAUUGGCAGCAUCUGUGGAAGGAGCAUUUUGAGACGCAAUAUCAAAGGCAGUACGAAUUGUUCAUAGUAAAUUAUAAAAAGGAGCACAAUAUAGACCAUAAUCAAUUAUAUUUUAACGCGUUGAAUGAAUCGUGUGAUGGUCCGAUUAUACUUCGACAAGACGAGGAGGUGCAACGUCAAGAGGAUAGACACAGCGAAGAGUUUUUAAAGAUUAAUACCCGUGAAGAUCAAAGAGACGAGAGUAUAGAUACUGUACAAAUUGAUUUAACUACACCAAGUAAAGUAAAUUCUGGAAAUAGAAACUCGCGGAAGGGCAGCGCAUCGCAUUCAAAAUCCAAGUUGAAGACAAAGAGGCUGAUUAUGGAUUCAGUGGGCGUGCUUAUGAAGAAUUUAACGAUAAAAGUGGAAGAAAAUAAGUCGAUUGAUAUUGAUGAGGAAGGAGAAAUGUACGAAGAGUCACAACAAACUUAUGCUCAAGAUCCGAUGGUUACUGAAACCAAAAUCGAAACAAUGGCUUCCAGUAGCAAUUUCGACAAUAGUCAUCAACAGAAGUCUUCUGAUGGAGGAGACGAAUUUCAUGAAGAGGUUCAAGAAACUCACAAACGAAGUUACGAAGCUGAUUGUGACGAUAAUGAAGAUGGUUUAGAAACCGUGAAAAAAGCCUUUUCAUUAAUGGGUUACGCCAAUUUAAUCGAGGAUGAAAGCCAAAGAAAAUUGCAAGGUGAAGUUGUUUAUCGGAAACGUAAUAUCAGACGGCAAAGUUUUCAAUUGAUGGCGGAACUUAAACGGCUGAAAACUAAGUAUAGAUCCACUCUCGAUGAUGCAGAAACAAUCGUCAGAUAUACAAAUAAGGCAAACAAGUAUUUAUCUUGUGACCCAGCAUCAAUAUCAGCGGAAGCUGAUUUACACACUAACGACAAAGGUUCCUACGCAAAGGCGCAAGCUGCAUUCACGUCGAGUUCUGAUGAUGAAGAUAGCGUAAAAAUGAUGCAAAGGAAAAAGAGAAGGAAGCAGUUUAAAAGGUUAAAUAAAAUCCUACCGAAGGAGAUAGCUAAUGACUAUAAACUAUGGAAAUAUUACAUCAAACGAUUUGGCCUCUUCAGCAGAUAUGAAGAUGGAAUUAAAUUGGAUCGAGAGAGUUGGUUUUCUGUGACACCGGAAGAAAUAGCAAAGGAUAUAGCAGAAAGGUGUAGGUGCGACACAAUCAUUGAUGCAUUUUGUGGGGCAGGCAGUAAUUCCAUACAGUUUGCAUUUACAUGUGAGAAAGUGAUUGCCAUAGACAUCGAUCCCAAUAAAAUUAAGAUUGCUCGGCAUAAUGCAGGAAUUUAUGGUGUGGACGAUAGGAUAGAAUUUAUUACUGGAGACUUCCUGCAAUUAGCACCACAGUUGAUUGCGGACGUCGUGUUUUUAAGUCCGCCAUGGGGUGGUCCUGACUAUAUAAAGAGAAGAGUGUUUGAUCUCGAAAGUAUUAUAUCUCCCGUUGGUGGAAGAAGUGUAUUCGAAGCAGCAAGAAGAAUCACACAACAUGUGGCCUAUUAUCUCCCUAGAAAUUCAGACCCUUUGCAGAUUAUCAUGUUAGCUGAAAAGUAUGAUAAAGUGGAAAUUCAGCAGAACAUGUUCAAUGGAAAGUUUACUGCUUGUACAGCUUACUUCGGUGAAUUGGCCAAGACGUAAUUUACGUGAAGAAAUGAGAGAUAUUUUAGUUGUCAUUUUUUUUUUUUUUCCAGUUAUUUUUACUUGUCAGAACCAAAAUCGUGAUACAAUUCUCUUCAGUUCUCUCCAGUAUUUUAACUAUACUGUAAGAUAUACUUGGAAGGAUAAUGUAAUUUAUAUUUUACAACUUCCAAAUUCUAUUAACUUACAUUUUUUAUGUACGUU
Molecule: messenger RNA, 3447 nt
Organism: Temnothorax curvispinosus
Lineage: Eukaryota; Metazoa; Arthropoda; Insecta; Hymenoptera; Formicidae
Gene: Tgs1
Product: trimethylguanosine synthase
Exons: 9
Coding region: 169-3243 (1024 amino acids)
Biological process (GO): 7-methylguanosine RNA capping; 7-methylguanosine cap hypermethylation
Cellular component (GO): nucleus
Molecular function (GO): RNA cap trimethylguanosine synthase activity
Source: RefSeq, a predicted model, not a curated record